Messenger RNA from Mobula hypostoma (lesser devil ray), 1532 nucleotides. RefSeq names its product interferon-inducible GTPase 5-like. Lineage: Eukaryota; Metazoa; Chordata; Chondrichthyes; Myliobatiformes; Myliobatidae. Gene Ontology annotation, cellular component: membrane. Gene Ontology annotation, molecular function: GTP binding. Bases 1 to 1374 code for a protein of 457 amino acids. The transcript is spliced from 3 exons. The record is from RefSeq and is a predicted model, not a curated record.
AUGUGCCAGUUUUCCAGACGAAGCCAGAAAAUGGAAACGGCCCUGUCAAAAUUCUCCAUCGGAAUCACCUUUUACACAGAGGGCAGGAGACAAAGAGGAGACUCAAGCCCCCAACCACUCUCCCUGUUUGGUUCUGGAAUUACUGGAUUGUCACACAUGCCAGUCUGCAGGAAACAGGCAUCAGAAAUGGGAGGCACAAGCUCCAGUCAACAGGUGGCUCAGUCUGAGAAUCUCACAUUCUUCACAAAGGAAGAGCUCAAGAGAUUGAAUUCCGACUUUGAAACAGGUGGGGUAGAAAAAGCUACGUCUCUUAUAGAGCAGAGGGUAUCAGAACUGGAUGAGACAGAGCUUAACAUCGCAGUGAUAGGAGAGACAGGUACAGGAAAAUCCUCCUUCAUCAAUGCCAUGAGAGGACUUCGAAACAGUGACGAUGGAGCUGCUAAAGUUGGGCUCACUGAAACUACAAUGGAACCAGCUACCUUUCCACAUCCCAAUUUCUCCAACGUCUGCUACUGGGACCUGCCAGGGAUCGGGACCGCAAAAUUUCCAGCUGAUAAAUAUCUCAAGCAAAUGAAAUUUGAAAAAUAUAAUUUCUUCAUCAUAAUAUCAUCUUGUCGUUUCAAAGAAAAUGAGACAAAACUUGUGAAAGAAAUUAAACGGCUCGGGAAGAAAUUCUAUUUUGUCCGCACUAAGAUUGAUGCUGAUUUUGAUUCAAUGAGAAAAGGGGGGUUGGAAAUUAAUGAGGAAAUAGAACUGGAAUUUAUUCGGAAUGACUGUUUAAAGAAUUUGAAAGAAGCGGGGAUUCUAACCCUCUCUGUGUUCCUGAUAUCCAGUUUUGAACAGAAUCGAUAUGAUUUCAGUCAGUUAAUGAAAAGUAUCUCUGUCCUGGCCUAUCCAUAUCAAUGUCUGGAGAUUAUUCAAAAGAAAAAUGAAAUGCUGCAGAAACGUGUCUGGAUGUUGGCAACGCUUUCGGGAGCUGUGAGAGCAGUUCCCAUUCCUGAUCUCUCUGCUGCUUGUGAUAUCAGCAUAUUGAUUGGGGCAAUAGUCCAUUUCUGUAAAUGUUUGUGUCUGGAUGAUGCCUCGCUUCAAAGACUGGCCAACAUCACAAAUAAACCUGUGGAAGAACUUAAGGCGAUAGUUAAAUCUCCCCUGCUAAGGGCAAUAGAUACAAAUAUAAUUGUAAGGUUAGGUUACGAUGCUACAGUUGUUGCCGUUUCAGCUUUGGAAGUUGGUUUUUACUCCAUCCCUGUCAUUGGUUCCAUUUUUGGAGCAGGAUCAUCGUUUCUCAUGACCUACACAAUACUGACCGAUGCACUGAAGGACCUUACAGAGAGCGCAGUGAGGGUGUUGAAGUUUGCAUAUGACAUUGAUUAACUGGUCAGCACCAACAUCAAUACAAUGAGCUAAUGGUUUGCUGUGGUUAAAAUAUUUAAGAGGCCUGUCACUGAACCCUGCUGUAGUUCUCCAGACAACUUUCCCCUUUGUUGCUUUUCUUUCUAAAAUAUUUCUUAUCCAUUUCUAAAGAACAUUUG